Molecule: messenger RNA, 1985 nt
Organism: Theobroma cacao (cacao)
Lineage: Eukaryota; Viridiplantae; Streptophyta; Magnoliopsida; Malvales; Malvaceae
Product: histone-lysine N-methyltransferase, H3 lysine-79 specific-like protein
Molecular function (GO): DNA binding
Source: RefSeq, a predicted model, not a curated record
GUUUUCUGCAUUCUAACAGAGAAAAGCAAUCCUCAACGUCUGGUUAUUAUUUAACUCCAUUUCUCUCCCUCCGGAACUGUACCCUGACUUAAACUCAUUUCUUCAUUAAGAGCCAAGCCCAUUUUAAAAAAAAAAAAAAUCCUGUAACAUUGCUCAUCAUCUGCAAUGACACCUCAGAUGUCAUACUUCCACUUGAGAUUGUCUGUUCAACAUCCACCUUGCAGUCAUGUUCCAGACACCCUUUUGUGGCCUCUUUCUCCUGUGGCGGAUUACAUGCGUUGCCAACCAAACAUGUUGCAGUCAAAUCACCAUGAAUUUGUUGUGAAAAAAGUACUUUCACCAGUUUCCUUUAGAAGUUCCUUGAGCCUUCAACCUGUUAGAAGCUUGCAAACUUCCAUGGAUGCAGGGAAAACAUUCAUGUUCUGCAAAACACUACGGUCAAAAGAUAGUAUAAAGUCAAUACAGAUGCAAAAUUUGAGUGAGAAGGCUCAGGUAUAUGGUCAUUAUAGCUCUCACGUAUGCUCUAAUGAUGAAAAUCGCAAGGAAGAGCAAAGGAGGAGGAAGAUAGGUCUGGCAAACAAAGGGAGGGUGCCAUGGAACAAAGGCCGGAAACAUAGUGCAGAGACAUGUUUACGAAUCAAGCAAAGAACAAUAGAAGCCUUGAAAGAUCCCAAGGUUAGGAAGAAGAUGUCUGAACAUCCCCGUACUCAUAGCAAGCAAAGCAAGGCAAGAAUUGGGUCUUCAUUGAGACAUGUUUGGGGCAAACGUUUGAAAUGGAAAUGGUUGGGCGAGAGAUUUUUUCUAUCAUGGUUGGAAAGCAUAGCAGAAGCUGCUAGGAAAGGAGGGACUGACCAACCCGAGCUAGACUGGGAUAGCUAUGACAGGAUAAAACAAGAAAUAGCUCUUGAACAGCUCCAGUGGGCUACAGAGAAGGCCAAGGGAAAGGAGAUGGCCAAGGUAAGAGCAGCAACAGCACAAGCUGAAAAGAUGGCAAGGAUUGCUCAAAAGAGAAAAGAGCAGGAAGAGAAAUUAAAAGCAAGAGAACUGAAGAGAAAGGCACGAGGAAAAUCAAAGAAAGAUGGGGAGGUUGCAGAUAACCAAGGUUUGAAACUUAAGCAGAGAUUAACAAUGAUCCGCAAAAAGAAAUCCAUACAUAGUCAAGUCAGUAUUCAAGGAGACACGGCACAUAUCCCAGCUUUGGAGAUAUUGAAUAUAGAGCUUAUUAAGAAAGAGAAAAUGCAAAAUGAAGUUUCACUUGCAGAGCAGAUCAAAGCAGCCAAAAGUAGAAGAGAAAAAUCAGUUUCCACAAAGCUUAUGGCAGUCUCAUCCUCCAAUCUCUCAUAUAGUGCGAGACUAGAAAAGUAAGCUCCAAAUACAUUUGUUUCUGUACACAAAUCAAUGCAAGGUGCAUCAGGCAAAAGGUGAUUUAUCCUUUUUCAACUCUCUAUUACUUGCUUUCACUGAUAUUGUUUAUUUCAAUGGUUCCAUUAUCACUUUUACUUUAUAGCAAGAGAAAAUAAAUUUUGGACCCAUUCCACUCGGUCACGUCUAAUCCAUGAAGCAAAUUUUAAUUGAAGUGAGCAUUGACUUGCUUUGUUCUUGCCCUGCUUCCUGCUCUUUCUUUAUCCAUAUUUUUCCAGUUAUGUUCAUUAUUCUACUUUCCUGCUAUUGCAACAGGGUAGCUUAGUGAAUGCUUUUAGCUUGGAGGAGCUAUUGCCUUUUCAUCUGAGUAUUAUGUUCAGGCUCAAGCAGGAGGCGAUGCCAUGUUAAAUUUUUUAUUUUGGAUGUUUUGAGAAAUAGAGUUAAAGUGUUUUGCUUCCCCGUGAUUCUGGUAAAACUAGUAUGUAUAUGUAACAACACAAGAUGGAGCCUCUCUAGGUAUUCUUUAAUGCUCUAUUAUUCUUUAACUCUUGUGAACUAUUGCAUCGUUUUCUGGUAAUGCUUGUGUCAACUGGCUUUCAUGGAAGAUUUAAUGAUGUCCUCUA